AGUGCAUAACGCACGAUUGGACAAAGGAAGGCGAUAAUUAGCCGUGGACGAAAAUAGUCGCGGCGGGCCCUGGGCCAGGUGACGUCAGCGCGCCAGGGCCGCGGCGGGGCAAGACGGGCCCCGCGCCAGUGUCGCGCGCGCCGUCCGCCUGGCCGCACGCCGACGCUGCUAAGCCUGCGACCGACCGCCAUAGCCAGCCGCCUCCGCGCCACACAGUCCCCGCCGCAGCGACCCGCGCCCACCAACGCUCCUUUACGAGCCCCAUACACAACCCACCUCCCCCAACCCCUUCAAUGGUACGCAAAUACGAAAGAAUGAGUGGUCGUCAGUCCUGGAGCGAAGAGGACAUGGCGAAAGCCGUUGCUGCCGUGGUGUCAGGUAAAAUGGGUUACAAGCUCGCGGCGAGGACCUUUCAUAUACCUCGCUCGACGUUGCAACGACGCGCCAGUAAGAUCCGAUACCAACUACCCGACGAUCCCAAACCUUUAAUGGGUCAUUACAGACGAGUGUUCACUGACAAUCAAGAAAAGGAUCUUGUUGGCUAUAUUAAGAGUAUGGAAAAGUACUUCAUGGGCGUGUCGAGGCGAGAUAUACGGGAGCUAGCCUUUCAAUACGCCGAAGACAACAAUCUAAAUCAUCCUUUCGACGUCAACAGUAGAAUGGCUGGCGAAGACUGGGUGAGAAACUUCCUAAAAAGAAACCCAGAGUUACUUAAUAAGUCGGAGAAGGAAUAUGAAUUAGAGCCGGUGAACUUCGACCAGUUCUAUCAUUUCAUGUGUCAAUUUUCAUGAUAACUAGUCGAAUACUUGCUACAAUUAGUAAAUUAAUCAAAGAGCCUCGUUCUUUUGAUUCCUGUGUACCAACUAUUGAGAACUUAAACACCAUUCCAAAAUUUUGUUACCAACAUUUAUAAUAAGUUUGUUAUAUUUUGGUUACUUGGAUAUAAAUAUUUGAUGUCAGUAAAAUAAUUAGCAUACUUGAGCUCGACACACACGGUCAGUUAAACUGAUCAGUUAAAAAGGAUGUAAGGAAAAGCGAUUUCUUUUUUUUUUCUCUCUCACUGACUUCAAAUGUCAACUUAAGAUUUCACACUCACGGUCAGUUUUUGAAUGUACGUCAGUUCAACGAUCAAAAUGUACGUGUGCCCAAAAAUUCCGUGUGCUGCUGUCAGUUAAAAAUUUCAACUUAAGAUUUCACACACACGGUCAGUUUUGGAUGUACAUCAGUUCAACUGAACAGUUUAACUGAACGUGUGUUUCAUGCUUUACAAUUAUUAUUAUUACGGGACAUAAGACGGGAAUAUAAGCAGAUUUUAAAUUUUAUCAGCGAAUUCAAACAACGAGCUAAGCUCAAAGAAUGCAUAAUUUAUAUUACAGUUAAUUAUGUAUUGUAAAUGUCCGUAGAUUUCUUAUUGGGCUACUUAUUACAUAUUAGUACUUACGAAGUCUAAUAAUUUUCUAGUUAUGUUUAAUUUAUAGUUUAAAUUCUGUUGGUUAAUGGUAAUAAAUAAAUUAAGGGCUGUGAUAACAGAGGAAGGUGUAACUGGGUGAGACAUAUCAUAUCGGCACGAUAUAUUUACAUAUGGAAAAGGUUCUAGUUAUUUCGUUUGAAUAUUGAAAAAGUUUUUCUUUGUUUUCUUAAUGGUCUUUGAAACUAAAAUAUAUUUAGGAGCGGUGUACAUCUAUGGCAAUAACCGUGAUAUUAUUAAAUCCGUUAAAACCUCUUACGACGUAUGAUGCCGUCCGCAUUUAUUUUGUCCAUUGCAUAUAUAUCGUAGAUAUUAUUGCGUAUUUGGAUUUGGUUUGACAAAACAUAUUUUAAGCGUUAAUUUUUAAAAUUUUAAACUCUUUUAAAAUGAUUUCUAUAUAAUAUAUCAUUUCGUUUAGUAUUGCGUUCCGUUAAACAUUUUUAUUGAAAUAGUUAUCGUCUGGAAGAGAAUAAAUAAAAACGUUGUGAUAUUGGUGACUGGUGAUAGUAGUGGGAAUGCCCUAUAGUUGAUUCGUUUAUAAAUAUAAUGUAUUCACAAUGCACGCAAGAUAAGAAUAGGACUGUCAAAUAUUUUAUUUCACGAGCGCAUUAACUUUAAGUGUGUUGUGGAGGAUGUGUAAAAACCUGAUUGAAAUAGGCACAUCAAUAAAUAUGUAUUUUUAGUAUUUAUUAGAAAUUUAGUAAAGUAAACAAGAAUAUAUUUAAAGAUGGUGUAUCAUGCAAAAUGACGUUUAAGUAGUUAGAGAAUUUGACAUUUACACAAUCCUAUUCUUACCCUGUGCGCAUGGAAAGUACUUGUUCUAAAAAUACUUUAUGAGAUAUAUAUUUUUAAAUUAAAAUAAAAUAAUUGGAGUACCUAUAAUUCAUGCCCUACAAAUUUGUCGUUACCUGAUAUAUGUUUGAUCUCUUAAACUUAGUUUAAUUACAUAGUAACUUAUGAAUAUUAAUUGUUGAGGUCAAUAUAGGACUUGUUGGUUGUAUUGAAAUUUUACUUUUGGAAACAGACAUAAAAUGCCAAACUUGUUAUUAUUUUGAGAUUUAUAUUUAAUUGGUAUAGUUAAGUAUGUACUUAAUAAGUUUUACGCACUUAAAUAAAUAUUAUAAAAAUAUAUGCUACGCUGUUUUCAUUUUAUAUUUUUUACUAUGUG
This is a messenger RNA of Parnassius mnemosyne (clouded apollo), 2636 nucleotides long. NCBI's taxonomy places the organism in Eukaryota, Metazoa, Arthropoda, Insecta, Lepidoptera, Papilionidae. The record is from the annotation of a GenBank genome assembly.